AUGCGGUCCGCUACGGCACUGCUCUGGGCCGCAGGCAGCCUGCUCCCCCAGCUCGCCGUAGCCCAGACCGAGCCCACCGUCGACUACUCUGCCACAUCAUCCCUCCACUUCUACACCGGAACCAAGACGGCCGAGACGACGAAGAACACAGAGGUGCCCUCGGGGGCCUACACGACCUACACCUCCAAGAUCGCCCUGAGCAAUGGCGAUGACAGCACCGCCACCGGCACCACCGACGACGAUCCGUCGACGACGACGUCCCUGACCGCCAGCGUCUCGUCGUCGUCGACCGCGACGACGACCGGCAACGGGACCGUCACGUCCGGCGUGCCCGCGCCCACCAACACUCAGCCGUGCAACAGGUACGUCGAGCUGUGCAGCCGCAAGUACAGCAACGUCAGCAACGUCGGCUGCCACAACUCCCCCUUCGUGCGCCCCGGAAACUCGGGCUCCAACCAGGAGCUCUCCGUCACCACCCAGCUCAACGACGGCGUCCGCUUCCUGCAGGCCCAGAUCCAGUGGCCCACCAACGGCACCGAGCCUCACUUCUGCCACACGUCGUGCGACCUGCUCGACGCCGGCCCCAUCAACGACUGGCUGAGCCUGGUGGCCGACUGGGUCAGCAAGCACCCGUACGACGUCGUCACCAUCCUCCUGGGCAACGGCAACUACUCCACCCCCGACUACUACGCCCCCUACAUCCAGAAGUCCGGCAUCCUCAAGCACGCCUACGAGGCUCCCUACCUCCCCAUGUCGCUCGACGACUGGCCCACGCUCGAGGAGAUGAUCGUCCGCGGCAAGCGCGUCGUCAUGUUCAUGGACUACAAGGCCAACCAGACGGCCUACCCCUGGCUCCACGACCAGUUCGCCCACAUGUGGGAGACCCCCUUCGACCCGACCGACCGCGCCUUCCCCUGCACCGCCCAGCGCCCUCCCGACCUGUCCGCCGAGUCGACGCGUAACAGCAUGUACCUCAUCAACCACAAUCUCAACGUCGAGUUCAACGUCUUCUCCACCUCGCUCCUCGUCCCCGCCGUCUCCCUCCUCAACGAGACCAACGCCGACUCGGGCUACGGCAGCCUGGGCCUCGCCGCCAACAACUGCCGCUCCGACUGGGGACGCAACCCCACCUUCCUCAACGUCGACUACUACAACUACGGCAACCGUCCUGGUUCGGUAUUCGAGGUCGCCGCCAGGCUCAACAACGUCACCUACGACUGGAACUGCUGCGGUAAGGUCAGCGGUGCUCCCGCCAUGGCUCGCGUCGCCCCGCUGGCUACCAUCGUCGUGCCCGCUGCUCUGACUGCUCUGCUCCUCAUAUAG
This is a messenger RNA of Geosmithia morbida, 1323 nucleotides long. RefSeq lists its product as uncharacterized. Gene Ontology annotation, biological process: lipid metabolic process. The record is from RefSeq and is a predicted model, not a curated record. Gene Ontology annotation, molecular function: phosphoric diester hydrolase activity. The coding region runs from base 1 to 1323 and encodes 440 amino acids. NCBI's taxonomy places the organism in Eukaryota, Fungi, Ascomycota, Sordariomycetes, Hypocreales, Bionectriaceae. The transcript has a single exon.